AACACUUCUAUUCUUUCAGAAAAAAAGAAUAAUCCACACUCUCUCUCUUUCUCUCUCUUCACCUCGCCGGCGACCAGAAUCCAUUAAGUUUCAGUUCAACCAUGGAGGCGAAAUUGGCUACACCGAGAGGAAUCCCAGUGAAAAGAACGACAAUGUUAAGAAAUGGAACAAAGAAAACAAAAUGGUAUUGGAAACUUAAACUCGGAAUCCGAUUCAGAGCCAUUAAAGCCGCCCUUUCCUCUUCUUUACACAACCAACGCCGCCGUCUCACAUGUUCCACCGCCAUAACCACCACCACCACCCCUCAACUCACUCCCACAAACGGCCUCGUUUCACCUCUCGUAAUCCACCAAUCCAAACCCUCGAAGAAAAAUGACCUCCGUUUGGCCAAACCCCUCGCUUCCCUCCUCCGUAUGCCACUCCGCGCCGCCGAUUUCAUCGAUUUUGGGAACCACAUGACCCCCACACUCUCCCCUCGCGACAACAUCUCCGCCGUCUGGCGAGACCUCCACGGCGCCUCCGAUUGGGAAGGCCUCCUGGACCCCCUCCACCCUUUCCUCCGCCGAGAAAUCGUCAAAUACGGAGAAUUCGCUCAAGCUACCUACGACGCUUUUGACUUCGACCCACUUUCUGAAUUCUGCGGUAGUUGUAGAUAUAACCGCCAUAAACUCCUCAACGAAUUGGGUUUAGCUCAAAAUGGGUAUAAAGUUACUAAAUACAUCUACGCUCUAUCCCCUGUUGACGGCCCUGAUUGGUUCGAAAGCUCCAAAAUCGGCGAAGUUUGGAGCCGCGAUUCGAAUUGGAUGGGGUACGUCGCGGUUAGUUCUGAUGAGGAAAGUGAUCGAAUUGGCCGGAGAGAUAUCCUCGUUGCUUGGAGAGGGACGGUUACACCAACGGAAUGGUACAUCGAUUUGAAAACCAAGCUCAAAAAGAUCGACCGGAGUAAUAAGAAAGUGAAAGUCCAACGUGGGUUUUUAACAAUCUACAAAUCCAAAGACGAAGAUUCAAAAUUCAACAAGACCAGCGCAUCAGAACAAGUAAUGGAAGAGUUACACAGACUAAUCGAUUUCUUCAAAGAAAAAGGCGAUAGAGAAAUCAGUUUAACCAUAACAGGGCACAGUCUCGGUGGUGCUCUAUCUCUGUUAACAGCAUACGAAGCGGGGGUGACAUUUCCGGCCGACGUACACGUAAGCGUGGUGUCGUUCGGAGCUCCAAGAGUUGGGAAUUUAGCGUUUAGAGAGAAACUAAACGAAAUGGGAGUGAAGACACUUCGUGUCGUGAUAAGACAAGACAUUGUUCCGAAGCUUCCUGGUCUGUUUGUGAAUUCGAUUGUGAACAAGUUAGGUGCUGUGACGGGGAAGUUGAAUUGGGUGUAUCGACAUGUCGGGAAGGAGUUGAGGAUGAAUAUGUAUAUGUCACCGUAUUUGAAGAAGGAUUCCGACAUGUCGGGGAGUCAUAACUUGGAGAUUUAUUUGCAUUUGGUGGAUGGGUUUGUGGCUAAGAAGGGGAAAUUCAGGUGGAAUUCAAGAAGGGAUGUGGCUUUGGUGAAUAAAGGUAGUGAUAUGCUUGUGGAAGAGUUGAGAAUUCCUGAGUUUUGGUAUCAAUUGCCACAUAAAGGGUUGAUUAAGAAUAGGUUUGGGAGAUGGGUUAAGCCAGGGAGAAACCCAGAAGAUAUUCCUUCACCGUUUUCUCAACCUUUACAAGUUUGACAUUGUUUGGUCUUUUUUCUGUUCGUUUGUGUUCAAUCAUAUAUGUGAAUUGGAUCCAUUGAUGUAGAUGAUUUGAUUAAUUCUUUUGUUUGAAAUGAGGAUUUUGGAUAAAUGGAUGACUCAUAUAUUUUUACAAAUUUUACUAGUUUA
Molecule: messenger RNA, 1859 nt
Organism: Cucumis melo (muskmelon)
Lineage: Eukaryota; Viridiplantae; Streptophyta; Magnoliopsida; Cucurbitales; Cucurbitaceae
Product: phospholipase A1-Igamma1, chloroplastic
Exons: 1
Coding region: 102-1709 (535 amino acids)
Biological process (GO): lipid metabolic process
Molecular function (GO): glycerophospholipase activity
Source: RefSeq, a predicted model, not a curated record